GUUAUUGGGCCAUGGCCUCUAAGCCACAUCCUCCUCUGAUGAAGAAACACAGUCAGUCAGAUCUGGUGAGCAGGCUGAAGACCAGGAAGAUACUGGGGGUCGGAGGAGAGGACGACGAUGGAGAGGUGCAUAGGUCAAAGGUCAGUAGUACGCGCACACACUAGAACAGGAAGGUACUGUGGGUCGUAGGAGAGGACUAGGAUGGAGAGGUGCAUAGGUCAAAGGUCAGUAUCAUUUAUUUCCCAAAUAUACAGAAAAGGUGUGCAUUUGCUCAUUCUUCAUCAUGGUGAAUGAAUCAUUGGCUUUGUGCAAGCAUUGACUGGAUAAAGAUUCUACCUUUGUUGAAUCCAUAAUAAGUAGCGUGCAUGUGGACAGAAUGGAGAUACUGCAUUCAUUGAUGAUUACCCAUGCAACAUGACAGCUCAAUCAAACUGGCACGCUAUUGUGAAGGUAAUCAUUCCUAAUUAACUAUUUGUUCAUUAAGAUAAUCUAUAGCGCUUUCACGUUUUAGGUAAUAUUGGUUUCUUGAUUACUUGCUUAUUGCAGCACAAUGCACUGAAUGAUUGCAUGCUCUCACUCUGUCUUUCAUAUUGCCUUGGCAAUCAAUCCAUUGUCCCAUCUCUGUAUUUGUUCUAUUCUGUUUACUGUCAUCCCCUAUCACAAUCCAUUGGCCCAUCUGUCUUUGUUCUAUUGUGUUUACUGUAAUCCUCUAUACAAUCCAAUGAAUGUGGAUCACUUAGAAAAGUACAGUAAUAUAUAUUUUCCUGCCUGCUGAGAUGCUUCAGCUCAGUCCUCUGAGAUCCUCUUUCUCUCCUCACUCUUCCCUUCCCCUCACGUUCCAUCUCUCUCCUCACCUCACGUUCCAUCUCUCUCCUCACUCUCUCCUCCCCUCACAUUCUCUCUCUCUCCUCACUCUUCCCAUCCCUCACGUUCCGUCUCUCUCCUCCUCUCACGUUCCCUCUCUCUCCUCACUCUUCCCAUCCCUCACAUUCCCUCUCUCCUCACUCUUCCCAUCCCUCACGUUCCCUCUCUCUCCUCACUCUUCCCAUCCCUCACGUUCCCUCUCUCUCCUCACUCUUCCCAUCCCUCACGUUCCCUCCCUCUCCUCACUCUUCCCAUCCCUCACAUUCCCUCUCUCUCCUCACUCUUCCCAUCCCUCACACAUGAUGCAUGCACACAUGCAUUCUCACAUGCCAGCCUACACACUUGAACACAUGAACACACCCACUGAUGUAACAUAUAAAAAGAAACAGAGGCUGUUUACACAGGCAGCCCAAUUCUGAAAAUUUGUAUUUUGCACAAUCUCUGAAAAAGAUCUGAUUUGAAAAGAUCUGAUGUGAUUGGUCACCAGAUUGAGCUGCCUGUGUAAACACCGACAGAGAUGCCCUUAUGGAUACGUUUAAGCACACAUUUGUUGGACUCAUAAGAACAGGAUGAUGCUUUUUUUUUAUUUCAUCAAAUAGCAUUAGACACACACCACAGUCUGAUCUCAGAGCUGAAAUACUAAUCACACACAAGGAGACCGAGCAGAGCAGGCUUUGUGUGUGUGUGUGUGUGUGUGUGUGUGUGUGUGUGUGGGGGGGGGGGGGGGGGGUAGGUAAAGGUUAGCCCCAUCCACAUCUUUCUCUCUCCCGCUCUCAUCCCUCCCUGCCUCCUGAGUGUAAAUGCUUUGGUAAGUAGGCAACUCCCCAGUGUUAAGGUUUUAGCAGGGAUGGAGCUGAGGACAUCUGCCACUGUGAUCCGUCUGUCUUAAGUCUUUGACACAGAGGCUUAGUGAGAGAGACAGAUAUUAGAGAUGCACAAAACGGUCACUCAGUUCUCCUGGAGAUGCACAAAACAGUCACUCAGUUCUCCUGGAGAUGCACAACACAGUCACUCAGUUCUCCUGGAGAUGCACAACACAGUCACUCAGUUCUCCUGGAGAUGCACAACACAGUCACUCAGUUCUCCUGGAGAUGCACAACACAGUCACUCAGUUCUCCUGGAGAUGCACAACACAGUCACUCAGUUCUCCUGGAGAUGCACAACACAGUCACUCAGUUCUCCUGGAGAUGCACAACACAGUCACUCAGUUCUCCUGGAGAUGCACAACACAGUCACUCAGUUCUCCUGGAGAUGCACAACACAGUCACUCAGUUCUCCUGGAGAUGCACAACACAGUCACUCAGUUCUCCUGGAGAUGCACAACACAGUCACUCAGUUCUCCUGGAGAUGCACAACACAGUCACUCAGUUCUCCUGGAGAUGCACAACAGUCACUCAGUUCUCCUGGAGAUGCACAACACAGUCACUCAGUUCUCCUGGAGAUGCACAACACAGUCACUCAGUUCUCCUGGAGAUGCACAACACAGUCACUCAGUUCUCCUGGAGAUGCACAACACAGUCACUCAGUUCUCCUGGAGAUGCACAACACAGUCACUCAGUUCUCCUGGAGAUGCACAACACAGUCACUCAGUUCUCCUGGAGAUGCACAACACAGUCCCCUACCUGUCCCAGACCUGCUGUUUUCAACUCUUAAUGAUCGGCUAUGAAAAGCCAACUGAGAUUUAUUCCUGAUUAUUAUUUGACCAUGCUUGUCACUUAUGAACAUUUUUGAACAUCUUGGCAUGGCUCUGUUAUAAUCUCCACCCGGCACAGCCAGAAGAGGACUGGCCACCCCUCAUAGCCUGGUUCCUCUCUAGGUUUCUUCCUAGGUUUUGGCCUUUCUAGGGAGUUUUUCCUAGCCACCGUGCUUCUACACCUGCAUUACUAGCUGUUUGGGGUUUUAGGCUGGGUUUCUGUACAGCACUUCGAGAUAUUAGCUGAUGUACGAAGGGCUAUAUAAAAUAAAAUUGAUUGAUUGAUUGAGUCACUCAGUUCUCCUGGAGAUGCACAACACAGUCACUCAGUUCUCCUGGAGAUGCACAACACAGUCACUCAGUUCUCCUGGAGAUGCACAACACAGUCACUCAGUUCUCCUGGAGAUGCACAACACAGUCACUCAGUUCUCCUGGAGAUGCACAACACAGUCACUCAGUUCUCCUGGAGAUGCACAACACGGUCACUCAGUUCUCCUGGAGAUAGAGGGGAAACAUAUACAUUCAUAGUCACUCUCUCUCUCUCCACUAUGACAUACUGUAGAAUAAUGCAGAUGUUCUUAACUAGCUGUUUAGUCUCUGUUCUUAACAAUCAAUGAAAUGUAUUUAUAAAGCCCUCUUUUUUUUUACAUCAGCAGAUGUCACAAAGUGCUAUACAGAAACCCAGCCUAACUGCUUGUACAGAAACCCAGCCUAAAACAAGUUGUUUAGUCCUCUGUUCUUAACUAGUUGUUUAGUCUCUAACCCAGGGGGCUUAGUGAUGGAGGCACAUAUGGGAGUUGCACCUACAGCCACAGUCACUCACCCAUACUAUAGAGUAGUGGUCCUGGCUAAGUCUUCUGUCUGACUGUCGUCUUGUCUGUCGUCAUGGAUACAGAAAUGGCCUUGGCUUUUCUGGGUCGGUGGUAUUGACUGUCUGACUGUGACCGAGUGGAAAUCAUGCCCAUGAACACGACAUAAACUCACGACCCUCAGCACGUAACACAAAGUACUUGAGAAGCACCGUCAAUACCACCCGACCCAGAAAAGCCAAGGCCGUUUCUGUAUCCAUGACGACAGUACUUGUAGGUCUCAGGAAGCGAAGCACUUAGCUAUCCUCUACAUAGACACAAGGGAGACAUGUAGGCCUACUGCAGAUACAUGUAAUGUACAUCUUCUGGCCUUUAUGUAGUGUCCCUGGUUGAGUCUCUGCAUGUUUCACACAGGUCACUGUUUCCUUCUCCCUAUUUUAAAUAGUCACAGAUUUGACAAAGAACUAUUCCAUCACUUUAUUCACACCCCAUCCUCAGUUUUCUCCUGUCACAGCCAUUAAACUCCGUUAACUGUUUCAAAGUCACCAUUGGCCCCGUGGUGAAAUCCCUGAGCGGUUUCCUUCCUCUCCGGCAACUGAGUUAGGAACGGUGCCUGUAUCUUUUGUAGUGACUGGGUGUAUUGAUACGCCAUCCAAAGUGUAAUUAAUAACUUCACCAUGCUCAAAGGGAUGUUCAAUGUCUGCUACCAAUAGCUGCCCUUCUUUUGGGAGGCAUUGGAAAACCUCCCUGGUCUUUUGUGGUUGAAUCUGUGUUUGAAACUCACUGCUCAACUGAGGGACCUUACAAUUAUCUGUAUGUGUGGGGUACAGAGAUGAGGUAGUAAAAAUCAUGUUAAACACUAUUAUUGAACACAGAGUGAGUCCGUGCAACUUAUGUGACGUGUUAAGCACAUUUUUACUCCUGAACUUAUUUUGGCUUGCCCUAACAAAGGGGUUGACUAAAGAAAUGUAUUUUCAUUUGUAAUUAUUAAUAAAAAAAUUAAGAAAAAAAUCCACUUUGACGUUAUGGGGUAGGCCAGUGACAAAAAAAAAUCUCAAUUUAAUCAAUUUUUAAUUCGGGCUGUAAUACAACAAAAUGUGGAAAAGGUCAAAGGGCGUGAAUACUUUCUGAAGGUACUUACACAUACAGUGGGUGAAACAGUAUGUAAACAUUAUUAAAGUGACCAGUGUUCAAUGACUGUGUACACUGCAUCUGGAAAGUAUUCAGACCCCUUGAUUUUUUCCAAAUUGUUGUUAUGUUACAGCCUUAUUCUAAAAUAGAUUACAUUGUCGUCGUCCCCGCCCCCUCAUUAAUCUACACACAAUACCUCAUCAUGACAAAGCAAAAACAGGUUUUUAGACAUUUUUUGCAAAUUUAUUAAACAUAAAAAACGGAAAUCACCUUUACAUACACUACCGUUCAAAAGCUUGGGGUCACUUAGAAAUGUCCUUGUUUCCAAAAGAAAAGCAAUUUUUUUGUCCAUUAAAAUAACAACAAAUUGAUCAGAAAUACAGUGUAGACAUUGUUAAUGUUGUAAAUGGCUAUUGUAGCUGGAAACGGCUGAUAAUAAAAAAAAUGGAAUAUCUACAUAGGCGUACAGAGGCCCAUUAUCAGCAACAAUCAGUCCUGUGUUCCAAUGCCACGUUGUGUUUGCUAAUCCAAGUUUUUAAUUUUAAAAGGCUAAUUGAUCAUUAGAAAACCCUUUUUGCAACUAUGUUAGCACAGCUGAAAACUGUUGUGCUGAUUUUAAAGAAGCAAUAAAACUGGUCUUCUUGAGACUAGUUGUGUAUCUGGAGCAUCAGCAAUUGUGGGUUCGAUUACAGGCUGAAAAUGGCAAGAAACAAAUAACUUUCUUCUGAAACUCGUCAGUCUAUUCUGGUUCUGAGAAAUGAAGGCUAUUCCAUGCGAGAAAUUGGCAAGAAACUGAAGAUCUGUGUACUACUCCCUUAACAGAACAGCGCAAACUGGCUCUAACCAGCAUAGUAAGAGGAGUGGGAGGCCCCGGUGCACAACUGAGCAAGAGGACAAAUACAUUAGUGUCUAGUUUGAGAAACAGGCGCCUCACGGGUCCUCAACUGGCAGCUUCAUUAAAUAGUACCCGCAAAACACCCGUCUCAACGUCAACAGUGAAGAGGCGACUCCGGGAUGUUGACCUUCUAGGCAGAGAUGCAAAGAAAAAGCCAUAUCUCAGACUGGCCAAUAAAAAUAAAAGAUAAAAAAAUAAAAGAUUAAGACCCACAAUUGCCGUAUGGAUGACGGAUCACCACCUCAAGCUGAACCCUGGCAAGACGGAGCUGCUCUUCCUCCCGGGGAAGUACUGCCCGUUCCAUGAUCUCGCCAUCACGGUUGACAACUCCCGCUGUGUCCUCCUCCCAGAGUGCGAAGAGCCUAGGCGUGACCCUGGACAACACCCUGUCGUUUCUCCGCCAACAUCAAGGCGGUGACCCGCUCCUGCAGGUUCAUGCUCGACAACAUUCGGAGAGUACGACCCUGCCUUACACAGGAAGCGGCACAGGUCCUAAUCCAGGCACUUGUCCAUCUCCCGUCUGGACUACUGCAACUCGCUGUUGGCUGGCCUCCCUGCCUGUGCCAUUAAACCCCUGACAACUCAUCCAGAAUGGCCGCAGCCCGUCUGGUGUUCAACCUUCCCAAGUUCUCUCACGUCACCCCCCCUCCUCCGCACACUCCACUGGCUUCCAGUUGAAGCUCGCAUCCGCUACAAGACCAUCGUGCUUGCCUAUGGAGCAGUGAGGGGAACGGCACCUCUGUACCUUCGGGCUCUGAUCAGUCCCUACACCCAACGAGGGCAUUGCGUUCAAUCCACCUCUGGCCUGCUGGCUCCCCUUCCUCUGGCGGAAGCAUAGCUCGCCGCUCAGUCCAUUCAAAACUGUUCGCUGCUCUGCACCCCAAUGGUGGAACCAGCUCCCUCACGACGCCAGGACAAGCGGAGUCACUCACCACCUUCCGGAGACAUUUGAAAAACCCCACCUCUUUAAGGAAUACCUGGGAUAGGAUAAAGUAUUCCUUCUAACCCCCCCCCCCCCCCCCAACAUUGUAAAGUGGUUAUCCCACUGGCUAUAGGGUGAACGCAAACCAAUUUGUGAGUCGCUCUGGCUAAGAGCGUCUGCUAAAUGAACGUUAAUGUGCCCUUGAGCAAGGCACUUAACCCUAAUUGCUCCUGUAAGUCGCUCUGGAGUAGAGAGGUCUGCUAAAUGACUAAAAUGUAAAAUGUAAAUGUAAGAUGGGCAAAAGAACACAGACACUGGAUUUUUCGUUUGCAACUCUGCCUGUGUCAGCAUCCCGGAGUCGCCUCUUCACUGUUGACGUUGAGACUGGUGUUUUGCGGGUACUAUUUAAUGAAGCUGCCAGUUGAGGACCUGUGAGGCAUCUGUUUCUCAAACUAGACACUCUAAUGUGUUUGUCAAUUAGCCUUUUAAAAUUAUAAACUUGGAUUAGCAAACACAACGUGCCAUUGGAUUACAGCCUCAAGUCUUCUUGGGUAUGACGCUGCAAGCUUGGCACACCUGUAUUUGGGGAGUUUCUCCCAUUCUUCUCUGCAGAUCCUCUCAAGCUCUGUCAGGUUGGAUGGAGAGCGUUGCUGCACAGCUAUUUUCAGGUCUAUCCAGAGAUGUUCGAUCGGGUUCAAAUCAAGGACAUUCAGAGACUUGUCCCGAAGCCACUCCUGUGUUGUCUUGGCUGCGUGCUUAGGGUCGUUGUCCUGUUGGAAGGUGAACCUUCGCCCCAGUCUGAUGUCCUGAGCGCUCUGGAGCAGGUUUUCAUCAAGGAUCUCUCUGUACUUUGCUCUAUUCAUCUUUCCCUCGAUCCUGACUAGUCUCCCAGUCCCUGCCGCUGAAAAACAUCCCACAGCAUGAUGCUGCCACCACCAUGCUUCACCGUAGGGAUGGUGCCAGCAUAGCCUCAAGGUAAGGAGGGGCAGUUCCUCUUACUGCUCCGUAGGCAAGUACCAUGGUCUUGUAAUGAAUGCGAGCUUCGACUAGAAGCCAGUGUAGUGUGCGGAGGAGCGGGCUGAUUAUCAGCUAAUACAGUAUAAUAAUGUCACUUAUAAGAAAUAAUUAGUUCCUGAAGGCAAUUUUCUGCUCAUCUGCAGCGUUAAUUUUCCAACUCCCCUGAGGAGAAAAUUAAAUGUUAUUGGAAUUACAAGUAAUUGCUUUAUCUAUUGAAUGGCAAACACAAAAAUAUGAAAUGGUGUUGUUUUUGUUUCAGUUGAGUUGCCAUAAGUACCUCAUCAGACUCAGCUCAGACAACAAUACCGCUGGGAGAUCACAAUCAUAUUAGAAAAAGAGAGCGGGAGGUUGGUGUGGAGGGAAGUUUCGUCUCAGGACAUACGCACACCGACACACACCAACACAUCCAAACGAACACACACACACACACUUCGUCCCUGUAAACAAAGGAAGGAAAUCGUCCGGCUGUUACCCGCUGCCUUUCUGUUUUCCUGCCCUUCCGUGUUCUUUUAACAAACAAUUACUUGUGUCAGGGAUUGUCCUCAGGCCUUUAGCCACAUCUAGCCUGCUGUAGCACUCUCACUGAAGCCUUUGGUGCUUGGAGGGAAUACUGUGCAAUGGUUCUAGCAUGAAGACCGAUACAGGAGGAUGUAAGUGUAGGCUACUGACUUGAUCAGAAUGAACUGAACAAUGAUAUGUCAUUACAACUGGGGUUGUAUUAGGAUGGUCGUUAUCAAGUUCAUCUGUAUGUUUGCCAAGGCUGGGAGAUGAGGAGCCGUGAAUGAGAGUAGUAAUGGCACAGAGAGAGCUCAAGGGCUGUGGAUGUCAUAUUUAUUAUUAUUUAAACUCAAUCUGUCUGAAAGCAGCCUGGCUUUGUCUCUGAGUGAUUGAUGCCAAAGCUAGACAAUAACAGUUUGGAUUACCGUAUGCUCCUCUCUCCCCACAUUACCGUAUGCUCCCCCCCCCCCCCACACACUCUUCUCCCCCCCUCCCCCCUCUUCUUUCUCCUCCCUCCUCUUCUUUCUCCUCCCUCCUCUUCUUUCUCCCUCCUCCUCUUCUUUCUCCAUCUCCUCUUCUUCCUCCCCCAUCCUCCCCUCUCCCCCUCUUCUUUCUCCCCCCCUCCUCUUCUUUCUCCCCCAUCCUCCCCUCCCCCCCACUCCUCUUUCUCCUCCUCUCCCCCUCUUCUUUCUCCCCCCUCCUCUUCUUUCUCCCCCCCCCCCCCACUCCUCUUUCUUCUCCUCCCCCUCCUCAGCUAAGUCCUAUGCCAGCGAUUUGAGUUUUUACUCUUGUUAUAUAUUUCUCAAGCAAGUUAUCAAGUCAUCCUGUUAGAUAACAACACAGGUAACACUGAGGCUCCUGUCAAGGUGAGGAUUCUGGUGUGCAGCCAGGCCUACCUCCUGUCUUAAAGAUAUUCUCCGGUACUUUUCUAUUAUUUUUAGCCGGUAGGUCUGAAAGUAGUGCUCACAAGCCAAAAGUGGUCCCCGAAAAUUGCGUACUACGUCACGCGUGUGCAGAUAUGUGCACCACGUCAUUGCUCUCGCUCUGCUGUGUGUGCAUCUUGCUAGCUAUCACUCAAAUGGCGAGGGGCUGACGCUCAUUGGCUAAAACUUGAAUUGCUAGGGGGCUGACCCAUUUGGGGGAAAAUGGAGGGGAAAUGGCGCAGCACAGCUUCCAGAAAAGCAGUCGUUUUCAAACUAUGGAUUUCGUGGCUCAUUGCGGUAAGACCGUAAUUCUGCUCAUAGAUUAUGCAUGUAUGAACUACACAGUGACGUAUCCAGGGAGUGGGGAGGUUUAAAAAAAAAAAUAGUCGCCAAAGUUCCAGAGCAUGUCUUUUAAAAGUUUUACCAGCUCAGUCAGGUUAAGACCAGUGAUUUUCCAAAAGUUGUCACAGACAGAGCCAGCCAGGCAGGGGAAAGGCUUCAGUUUCACUAGACAGUGAAAUACAGUGGUCUGGGUUGGCUGGAGCGUGGAGACUAGGGCUGUCUGUACACACAGGCUCAUACAGUGGUCUGGGUUGGCUGGAGCGUGGAGACUAGGGCUGUCUGUACACACAGGCUCUUUUAUCUUUCCCUUUCCGCUGCAAUUUAGACUCCUUAUUUUUCCCAUUUCCUCCCUCUAUUAUUUAGUGAUUUGGACAUCAUCAACAUCUCAAAAUAGACGGCCAUAAAGCUACUUAGGCCUUCUCUUCUCCAUUAGAUUGUGUGUGUGUGUGUGUGUGUGUGUGUGGUGUGUUUGUGCCUUGAGGUCUAUUCUCAUUGAUGAGAAUUUCGAGAGAUUCUGGAGAGGUAUCGAUUCUCGAGAGACAUUACUGUAAUGUAAACUUGCGUAAUUCUCACAACGCUACCUCCCGAGGUAGUGCGCGACACGUGCCCGACAGUUGCCCCCCCUCUAAGAAGGGCAGUGUAAACAGAAUCGGUCUCUUUGAGCCCAACAUUCAUACCAUAAAAAUACUAAUAGCAGAGCGAUUUUGUUUUUUAAACAGCUGAAAUGUAUUGAUAAUUUAAUUAUAUUUGAGACGACAUGUUUUAUUGAAUUUUCACCUGAAAUUGCGAGAAGGGUGUGAUUGCGGACCGGUGUGAUUGCGGACCGGUGUGAUUGCGGACCGCAAUUCAGGGCAUUCCUUUAAUCCCAGCCCCCCUCCCCACAGGAGGCCUUUUGCUUCUUGCCAGGCCGUCAUUGUAAAUAAGAGUUUGUUCUUAACUGCCUUGCAUGGUUAAAUAAAGGCAAAAAUAUAUAUUUUAACAAAUAAUGGGCAUUUCUGCAUCUGCAGGAACUCCUUUUCAUACUUCUAUUGGUCCAUAUUUAAGUUAGGACUCUGGUAAACAGGCGGGAGGUGGGGGCGACCAGUAGGUAAUGGAUGCCAACCGCCGAUUAACCCCACAGAAGAAGAAGGGGCGGGGGCAACACCGCUAGCUAGCUAGGACAUCGGUAGACCAUGUCCUUUGCCCCUGCCUGCCGAGCACUGCUUUCCCACAGUUCUGUUAACGUUACCGCGAGGGCAGGUGCUCGGCAGGCACGGGCGAAGGACACUGUGUACUAGCUAGCUAGGACUCGGGUACACAGGUGGGAGGCUAGCUAGCUAGAACACCAGUAGACAGUCUUUUUCCGCCCCUGCCUGCCGAGCACUGCUUUCCUGCAGUUCUGUUAGCAUUACUGCAAGGGCAGGUGAUCGGCAGGCACGGGUGAAGGACACUGGGUAACUAGCUAGGAUUCCGUUACAUAGGCGGGAGGCGGGGGCAACACCAGUAGCUAGCUAGGACACCGGUAGACAGUGUCCUUCGCCCCCGCCUGCCGAGCACUGCUUUCCCGCAGUUCUGUUAACGUUACGGCGAGGGCGUCUUUAUUUAUUACAUCCUCCCAGCUUUGAUAAAGAGAUGUGAGAGAGAGGUGGGGUGGUUGGUACAGUGGGGGGAAAAAAAUAUUUAGUCAGCCACCAAUUGUGCAAGUUCUCCCACUUAAAAAGAUGAGAGAGGCCUGUAAUUUUCAUCAUAGGUACACGUCAACUAUGACCGACAAAAUGAGAAAACAUUUUCCAGAAAAUCACAUUGUAGGAUUUUUAAUGAAUUUAUUUGCAAAUUAUGGUGGAAAAUAAGUAUUUGGUCAAUAACAAAAGUUUCUCAAUACUUUGUUAUAUACCCUUUGUUGGCAAUGACACAGGUCAAACGUUUUCUGUAAGUCUUCACAAGGUUUUCACACACUGUUGCUGGUAUUUUGGCCCAUUCCUCCAUGUAGAUCUCCUCUAGAGCAUUGAUGUUUUGGGGCUGUUGCUGGGCAACACAGACUUUCAACUCCCUCCAAAGAUUUUCUAUGGGGUUGAGAUCUGGAGACUGGCUAGGCCACUCCAGGACCUUGAAAUGCUUCUUACGAAGCCACUCCUUCAUUGCCCGGGCGGUGGGUUUGGGAUCAUUGUCAUGCUGAAAGACCCAGCCACGUUUCAUCUUCAAUGCCCUUGCUGAUGGAAGGAGGUUUUCACUCAAAAUCUCACGAUACAUGGCCCCAUUCAUUCUUUCCUUUACACGGAUCAGUCGUCCUGGUCCCUUUGCAGAAAAACAGCCCCAAAGCAUGAUGUUUCCACCCCCAUGCUUCACAGUAGGUAUGGUGUUCUUUGGAUGCAACUCAGCAUUCUUUGUCCUCCAAACACGACGAGUUGAGUUUUUACCAAAAAGUUAUAUUUUGGUUUCAUCUGACCAUAUGACAUUCUCCCAAUCCUCUUCUGGAUCAUCCAAAUGCACUCUAGCAAACUUCAGACGGGCCUGGACAUGUACUGGCUUAAGCAGUGGGGACACGUCUGGCACUGCAGGAUUUGAGUCCCUGGUGGCGUAGUGUGUUACUGAUGGUAGGCUUUGUUACUUUGGUCCCAGCUCUCUGCAGGUCAUUCACUAGGUCCCCCCGUGUGGUUCUGGGAUUUUUGCUCACCGUUCUUGUGAUCAUUUUGACCCCACAGGGUGAGAUCGCCCCAGAUCGAGGGAGAUUAUCAGUGGUCUAGUAUGUCUUCCAUUUCCUAAUAAUUGCUCCGACAGUUGAUUUCUUCAAACCAAGCUGCUUACCUAUUGCAGAUUGUCUUCCCAGCCUGGUGCAGGUCUACAAUUUUGUUUCUGGUGUCCUUUGACAGCUCUUUGGUCUUGGCCAUAGUGGAGUUUGGAGUGUGACUGUUUGAGGUUGUGGACAGGUGUCUUUUAUACUGAUAACAAGUUCAAACAGGUGCCAUUAAUACAGGUAACGAGUGGAGGACAUAGGAGCCUCUUAAAGAAGUUACAGGUCUGUGAGAGCCAGAAAUCUUGCUUGUUUGUAGGUGACCAAAUACUUAUUUUCCACCAUAAUUUGCAAAUAAAUUCAUUAAAAAUCCUACAAUGUGAUUUUCUGGAUUUUCUUUUCUCAAUUUGUCUGUCAUAGUUGACGUGUACCUAUGAUGAAAAUUACAGGCCUCUCAUCUUUUUAAGUGGGAGAACUUGCACAAUUGGUGGCUGACUAAAUACUUUUUUUCCCCACUGUAUAUCUGUUAUCUGCUAUUCAACGCAUUAACAGAUUACACAUACAUUUUAAGCUAAAACAUUGCACAUUAAUUAUACUGCAAUAAUGACAUAGCCUAAACGAAAAACUCAGAUUUUAUACUUUUAUUUCCCUUUUGACCCACAUUUUAAUGGCAUAGACAAUCAGGGGAAAUACAGAAUAUUAAGUGUCACUUAAACACAAGCCACAUGCAGGACCCAAUCUCAAACCAAUGGAUGCACAUGUAGGAACGCCCCAAAUUGCGGGGCGCAAUCACAAACACUUGGAAAUUGCAGUAACAGCCUGUUACAUUCUGAAAUUGUCAUCGUAGCUUUAAGAAAGGGAAGCUCAUGUUUGAUAUGCUGUGUUUUGCAAGCUACAUUUAAUGAGUGUACGAAUGAGAAAAUAAACCCUUUAAUUGUUGCAUUAUUCAAGAGUGUAGCUAAUAUGUUUUGGAGGAAAAGUUGCUCGCGUUGUUUGAAUAGUUUGCAAGCUUACUAGUCAGUGGUUACUGUGAUACUGAUAUUUACGGUACAUUUGGAGCUAAAGAGCAAGAAUGUUGCCAUGUUGCCAGCCACAACAAAAGCUAAGGCAAGGAUGUAAUGUAAAUUGAAAAGUUUAUAUACAUAUUAUGUAAAUGAAAUCUCGUCGCUCUGCCUCUUCUGCUUGUCAAUGAGAAUGAUCUCUUAGGUUCUGCCUCCACUGGGGUUCUGAUGGUGGGGAGUCUGGGUACCAAGUGCUCUGACGGGUUUCUCUGCUUGGAGCCAUCUCCAGGCUCUAUACAGGCCUUGGGCAACCAUAUUAAAUGUUAAUGUCAUUAUUUUAUGCAGACAGUUAAAGGUCGCCAUGUGUGCUGUGACCUUCUCCCAUGAUGCCCCCUGUCUAGAUCCAGGUAUUACAUACAUUAAGUGCCUAGGCGGAUGCAUCUCAGUUGUACUUUCCUUGAUUCCUUGGCGUUGCACACGCCUCUCUCAUUGCCGCCUUCUAGAAAAUGAGUUGUAGGAGAAUGUGUGAUGGGAAGAACCUUGUACCAUCUCCUCCUAUGUGUUUUGAGAAGGCGAGGAGUGGAUGCAAGGAAUCAAUGAAAUGAAGGUUCACCCAUAGAGUGGUAGGUAAGUGGAUGGAGCAAAAGGCUGUUGAUAAAUUAGGUCUGUUAUUUCAGACAAAAAUCAAUAUGCCCAAAGGGGAACAGGACAGAAGCUGUGAGGUGAUGUUACCCAUUUGAACUUGAAGGGUUUGAGGUUGUCAGGACAAUGAAAAAUAAACUGAAGCUGCGAACUGCCCAGAACAGAACAGGGUUCACUGGUGAUGGUCUCUGUCUGAGUCUCUAAUACUCUCACUCGGCAAUCAGAAAUGUACAGUGCAACCCCAACAGUUAAAUAAACAUAAAUAAACAUACAUACUGUACAUCUGUCUGAGUCUCUAAUUCUCUCUCUGUCUCUGUCUCUGUCUUUCUCUGUCUGUCUGUCUCUGUCUGUCUCUGCCUGUCUCUGUCUAGAAUGCUCUCAAUUCAAAGGGCUUUAUUGUCAUGGGAAACAUAAGUUUACGUUGCCAAAGUAAGUUAAAUGGAUAAACAAAAGUGAAAUAAACUAAAAGUGAACAGUAAAUAUUAGUUCCAAAAGAAUAACAACAUUUCAAAUGUCAUAUUAUGGCUAUGUACAGUGUUAUAACGAUGUGCAAAUAGUUAAAGUACAGAAGGGAAAAUAAAGGAACAUAAUGGGUUGAUCGCACAAACAGACCGUACACUCAGGCUAAACCCUGGUGAAAUAUGAUCUACGCCGGUGGAUAAUAAACCUGGGAUGAAUCAAUGUGGAUGUUUUAGGUUGCAGAACGCAGAGAGCAAUCGGACGUUGACUUUUUAACCAGACAGACCCAUGGAACAGUAAAGGGUCAAAGAGCCUUUUUAGGCCUUAGAUAGCACACUGGUAUUUCACCCAAUAGAUAUGGUAGUUUAUCGAAAUUGGAUUUGUUUUGGAAUCUGAAGGAAAUGUGUGUCUCUAAUAUGGUCAUACAUUUGGCAGGUCUGCCUACGAAAUGAAGGCAGGUCUGCCUCUCUCAACAGCAAGGCUAUGCUCACUGAGGCUCUCUCUCUCUCUCACUGGAUAAGCAGCAGUGGGCUGCAGAGAAGCUCUCGACCAUAAAGGGCAAUAGGUUCUAUAAUUGAUUCAAGUAUUUUUUUUAGCCAGAUCCUAAUUGGUAUGUCGAAUUUUAUGAUCCAUUUGAUGGUCUCGCUCUCUCGCUCUCUCUCUCUCCAGUUCAUCAUCUGUUUCUGACUAUGAAGAAUGUUUUUUUUUUUUUUUUACACUAACACAAUGUGAAGUAAGAUCUACUUUUAACAUCAAAUAAGCAAAUUUUUUUGGUAUACACUAUCCAUACAUUAGCCUUCGAUGAGGUGAGAGAGGGAGAGAGAGAGUUGACAUUUUCUUAUGGUUUAGGUUAUGACGGGGUGACUGGGCCACAACACAUCCACGGCUAAUGUAAGGAUAAUAAAAACAGAGAAUUUGCAGAUCUGAGGUCAAAGAAGAUAUGACUUAUGUUUCUAAUCUAAAAAGGCUCUUUUGACCUUUUUUUACUGUUCCGUGGGUCUGUCUGGUUAAAAAAGUCAACGUCCGAUUGCUCUCUGCAUUCUGCAACCUAAACAUCCACAACGAUUCAUCCCAGGAUUAUUAUCCACCGGCGUAGAUCAUAUUUCUCCAGGUUUAGCCUGAGUACCCGGUCUGUUUGUGCGAUCAUCCCAACUCCUUUUCACCUAGUAAUUCCUUCUAGAUCUGGAGUGUGAAGGACUGAUAAGAUCUAGGUGAAUGGAAUGGACUGCGGAGGACUUCAACUAAUUCUGUACACACACACACACACACACACACACACACACACACACACACACACACACACACACUGUACACAUACACACACACCUAAUUAUUUGGCUUUGUUUUCUAUUGGUGUUGUGUUGCUCUCUGGUGCUUUCUGUAGGCCCGUUUGGUUUUUUGUUUUCUCACUCUUUCUCUCUCUCUCUCUCUCUCUCUCACUUUCUCUCCUUCAGUCAUAAGCUGCAGGAGUUUCUCAAAUAGACCAACACAAACAAACCCAGAUGGAACUGAGGUCUGAACACACCUUCUGAACACACCUUCUGAACACACCUUCUCACCUUCAAACAAUACAUCCCAAUGAGGCCAUACCAAGUCUCUGUUCCAAAUGGCACCCUAUUCACUACAUAGUGCACUACUUUUGACCAGAUCCCUAUAGGUAGUGGUCUAAAGUAGUGCACUAUAAAGAGAAUAGGGUUCUAUUAGGGACAGACCCAAGAUCAGGGGCCUUCAUUCUACUGAAACACUACUUGCCUUGAUAACUUGGUCACAACAUUUUAAAUUAGGUUUUGUCUUUUGGCUUGGCGCUAAACUAUUAAACGGCCGUGCGGGACUCAAAUAAAAUAAAAUAAAAUAAAAUAAAAUAAAGCCGACUACAACUGGUGAAAUGCUUGCUUACGAUGCAGUUUAAAAAUAAAAUGGUAACACGAGGAAUAAAAUAAGAUACACAAGAAUGGAGCUAUAUACACUGAGUGUACAAAACAUUAGGAACACCCCCCAAACCAUAACGCUUUUGCUUUCAGAACAGCCUCAAUUCGUCUGGGCAUGGACUACAAGGUGUCGAAAGCGUUCCACAGCAAUGCUGGCCCAUGUUAACUCCAAUCCUUCCCACAUCUGUGUCAAGUUGGCUGGAUGUCCUUUGGGUGUUGGGCCAUUUAUUGAUACACACAGGGAAACUGUUGAGCGUGAAAAACCCAGCAGCGUUGCAGUUCUUCACACAAACCUUGCGCCUGGCACCUACUACCAUACCCCGUUCAAAGGCACUUUAAAUAUUUUGUCUUGCCCAUUCACCCUCUGAAUGGCACACAUACACAAUCCAUGUCUCAAGGCUUAAACAUCCCUUCUUUAACCUGUCUCCUCUUCAUCUACACUGAUUCACAUCAAUACGGUAUCAUAGCUUUCACCAGGUCCGUCAUGGGAGUACUAGUAUCAGAUAGAUCAAUGUGCAGUGGAUUUCAGGUAGUUACUGUAUGUACAUGAAGGCAGCGUAAAGAAGGCAGGACUCAGUCUUUUAAGGUGUGUGUGUGUGUGUGUCUCUCUCCUGGCUGCAGGAGAUUGAAAUGGCCUUGAGGCGAGCUGGAGGAAAUUCACUGACGGCUGCCUACAAUGACUUCUAUUCAGCCAGCAUGGGAAACAAUAUAGUGUGGGGAGUUAAACUUCUAGGUCGCACCCUAUGGUGUUAUCCCGUAGCGACGCGGGGGUUAUCCCGUAGCGACGCGGGGGUUAUCCCGUAGCGACGCGGGGGUUAUCCCGUAGCGACGCGGGGGUUAUCCCGUAGCGACGCGGGGGUUAUCCCGUAGCGACGCGGGGGUUAUCCCGUAGCGACGCGGGGGUUAUCCCGUGCACUAACAAUGUAAAGCUCCAUCCUGUCUGACAUACAGGGCAGUGUACAGUAUGAGUGGUGUGUGUGUUGUGUUGUGUGUGUGUGUGUGUGUGUGUGUGUGUGUGUGUGUGUGUGUGUGUGUGUGUGUGUGGUAUGUAUAUGAGUGGUGUGUGUGUGUGUGUGUGGUUAUGGUGGUGUGGGGUUAUAUAUGAGUGGUGUGUGUGUGUGUGUGUGUAUAUGAGUGGUGUGUGUGUGUGUGUGUGUGUGUAUAUGAGGUGUGUGUGUGUGUAUAUGAGUGGUGUGUGUGUGUGUGUAUAUGAGUAGUGUGUAUGGGUGCCAUGAUGAAGAGCUAAUUGCUCAUUUGUGCUAAAUGAGAUUUUCUGUUAAAUAUAGUUUGUGAUUAAUCCAAGACCUUGUUAAUGGGGUAUCUGCUUCCGUUUGUGUGUGGUGGUUUUUAAUAAGUUGUCUGCUUCCUCUUAAUCUCUGUCAGGUUCCUCCUUUACUAGCUCUAAUUAGAAAACGUCAUAAUGAUCCUCUCGUUCGUCUCUAAUUCUCUCUCCUUCCUCACAGCUCAGUCAGAUGCUGGGGAAUGACAUCAAGUAUCAGGUGCGAGAGCCUGUUGGUCUAAGGUGAGAGAACACACCAGAGAAUUGGUGAUCUAAUUUUACUGUUAGAUGAUCCAUCUAUUUUAAUUGCAGUUGGGUAAAUCAGUCUCUUAUCUAAUUUUCUCUCUGUCUCUCUCUCUCUCUCUUUACAGGGUCUGGAUCCUCAUCUCUGCAGUAGCCUUCACAGUCAUGGCCUUGAUGGUGAGUCUCUUGACGACCUGUGUUCGAGCCACGCUCAGACUUCUGCAAUGAUGAUUCUUAUGUAUAGAGUCAUAUUGGCCAUUUAGAACUUUUAGGAGCGGUUUAGAACUAUAGGUGAGACUCAGAAUUCAUGGUUACAUUACAGUUUUGAAAACAUAGCAGGUCCAAAAAAAUGUAAGGGUAAGUUAUGCCGCCUACAAAUGUCCUGUACUGAAUGAAAUAUUACCAGUACCUUUUUAAAAACCAUGUCUAUCUUUAUUUCCCAAACACAGUUCAUCACAAUCGCAAUUUUUGACUUUUAAUCAUUUUAAGCAUAUUUUAACACAGGCUUAACGCCUAACAAACACUUUUGUACUUUUUUAAACACUUUUAACAUAGGCCAGGCCCUGUUGAUACUUCAUAUCCCAGAGAUAAUGACUUGAGUUACGCCUGGGAAGAAAACACUUACGUUUGCUCAACUUGACGUUGGCUCAACCAUUGGCUCAACUUACCCCCAAGGCAAACAUUUUGACUAUAUUAGCCCACACAGCUACAAGGAUGUACUUUCAUGCUAAGGUUUAUGACCUCAUAUUGAAUCUUAUAGAAACCCCAACUGAUGUAUAGCACAAUCUUUAAAUGAUCUACUUUGGCUUAGAUACAACCAUCAUGAAACCGCUACCACAAUAAAUUAUACUUUAUUUAAAAUGUUUUUUUUUUUAUGGACCCAACUUGCUUACCACUUUUUCUAUGUGGUUUCUUCCUAUACAGACUAUUUGGUCAAAUUAUUAAUUUUGUGUAUGGUUUCCCUAGAAACAAGGGUGGUUCAACUUACCCCUUUGGCUCAACUUACCCCACUCUCCCCUACUGUACCACCACAAAGACACAAACACUUUCACUAGGGUUAGUGAGAACUCUUUCUCUCUAUAGUGAACAGAGUCCAAUACAGUAGAGUCUGUCCUCACUACAUUAUCUCUAUGGGACAUCACUGCACUAUCUCUAUGGGACAUCACUACACUAUCUCUAUGGGACAUCACUGCACUAUCUCUAUGGGACAUCACUGCACUAUCUCUAUGGGACAUCACUACACUAUCUCUAUGGGACAUCACUACACUAUCUCUAUGGGACAUCACUACACUAUCUCUAUGGGACAUCACUACACUAUCUCUAUGGGACAUCACUACACUAUCUCUAUGGGACAUCACUGCACUAUCUCAGUGGGACAUCACUGCACUAUCUCAGUGGGACAUCACUGCACUAUCUCAGUGGGACAUCACUGCACUAUCUCAGUGGGACAUCACUGCACUAUCUCAGUGGGACAUCACUGCACUAUCUCAGUGGGACAUCACUGCACUAUCUCAGUGGGACAUCACUGCACUAUCUCAGUGGGACAUCACUGCACUAUCUCAGUGGGACAUCACUGCACUAUCUCAGUGGGACAUCACUGCACUAUCUCAGUGGGACAUCACUGCACUAUCUCAGUGGGACAUCACUGCACUAUCUCAGUGGGACAUCACUGCACUAUCUCAGUGGGACAUCACUGCACUAUCUCAGUGGGACAUCACUGCACUAUCUCAGUGGGACAUCACUGCACUAUCUCAGUGGGACAUCACUGCACUAUCUCAGUGGGACAUCACUGCACUAUCUCAGUGGGACAUCACUGCACUAUCUCAGUGGGACAUCACUGCACUAUCUCAGUGGGACAUCACUGCACUAUCUCAGUGGGACAUCACUGCACUAUCUCAGUGGGACAUCACUGCACUAUCUCAGUGGGACAUCACUGCACUAUCUCAGUGGGACAUCACUGCACUAUCUCAGUGGGACAUCACUGCACUAUCUCAGUGGGACAUCACUGCACUAUCUCAGUGGGACAUCACUGCACUAUCUCAGUGGGACAUCACUGCACUAUCUCAGUGGGACAUCACUACACUAUCUCUUUAAAAAGGUAGUAGUAAUAUUUCAUUCAGAAGCACUGACUGUAUUUAGAGAGGACCUGACUGUAUUUAGAGAGGACCUGACUGUAUUUAGAGAGGACCUGCCCCCCCCCCCCCCACUAUAGUGCAUGCUGUGUAGUAUAUAAGUGUUGUUGUCUCCUUCCUCUGCAGGCCCUGGUGUUUCCCAACCAGCUUUAUGAGGUGGUGUUUGAAGAAGAGAUCAACAACCCCAGCAUCUCCAUCAGGCUCUAUGGAGGAGCGCUGCUCAGUGAGCACACACACACACACACACACACACACACACAUACAUACAUACACAUACACAUUAAUACACAUUCACAUACACAUACACACAUACACACACACAUACAUACAUACUGUACGCACACACUGCUCCUUCCUUGGGAUGUCAUCUGCAUAUGGUACAUAUACACUGUAACACAAAGUCACACCCUCCCUCCCUCCCUCCCUCCCUUGUGAUGUUCUCUAUUCAUGCCACUAUAUUAGUGUCAUCUCUGUCCCUCCCACAUGUCCCUGUAUUUGGAUGCUUCAUGCAUCAUCUAUCGAGGCCUUCAGGAGCAUCUGUCAACAAAUUCUCCCUUCUGACAUCUCCCCGUUGCCCUCUGACCUCUGUCCUCCAUGCCACAGAAAUUGGAUUGGAGAUGAUAAUUGAUUAUUACAAUGGCAUUAAUUUGAAACAUGCCAGUCAGGUGUGGUGAGUCAGUCAGUCAUUUAAUGUUGGGUUGGCGGUGGUCCUGUUCAGUCCUGGGUUCAAAUAGUAUUUGUUUUCUUUCAAAUACUUUAGCUGUGAAUAAUUGAGCUUGCCUGGCACCGUAUAACUAAUGGAAUUGUCUCAAAAGUGAAUCUAGGUCUGUUUCUCUUAAAAGGUUGAGGUGACUGUGACUACAUAGACAGAAGGAGGGAGAGAGAGAUCGCUAAGAUUUACACAACAAGUCUACUGUGAGAUGAACAUAAAUCUCACUGUUGGAACCUGGGAAUACUAAGGUCAUUAUGGACAAAUAUUGAAGUUAACCUGGGAAUACUAAGAUCGUUAUGGAGAGCUCUCUCUAGGAGGCCCACAACCCAAUCUCCCAUGGCAAAAAGUGUAGAAUUGCAGUAAAUUAGACACCCUGGAGGUCGGGACCCCAAAUGCGGUAGUCCGUCCCUGGACCUGACUAUCUAGAUUAUGGGUGAUAACAUUAUGAUUUGAGCCCAGAAAUUAGGUUUUUGUAGAUAGCUUAUGUAGACACACAAGUAUUAGGAAGAAUGCCCAGUGAAGGAAGAUGGGGUACAUUUUUGUGGAGUUCCUACAGCUUUAUUUACAUUUGGAAUAGGAAUGUCUCCAUACCAUUGGCCCCUCUCCUGUGACCUCUUUGACCCCUAACCUCUGACCCCAUGGUGUUUCCUCCCACUGUUCUGUCCCUCAUCUUGUGGAAUGGGCUGUACACACAAGAGAAGGUCAUCAUUCAAUGGACUAAACUAUAACCUAUGACCUCUGACCCCUCCAGGUCUGUCCCUCAUCUUGUGGAAUGGAGUGUAUACGCAAGAGAAGGUCAUCAUUCAAUGGACUCUGCUCAGUGAAGCAUGCUACUUUUCUGUCCAGUUUUUAGGUGAGAUCACAUCUUCCUUCAUAUUGGUAUUUAAUAUAUCAGUUCAUGGUUAUGCUGCACACCUAUUACAGACGUGGCCAAAAAUAUUGCCACCCUUGCACUUUUUUUCAAAUAAUGCACAAUAUCUUCCAUAAAACUGUUGAAAUUCAAAAAUAUUUUGGUAUCCACAUAUGUACAGUGAGGGAAAAAAGUAUUUGAUCCCCUGCUGAUUUUGUACGUUUGCCCACUGACAAAGACAUGAUCAGUCUAUAAUUUUAAUGGUAGGUUUAUUUGAACAGUGAGAGACAGAAUAACAACAACAAAAAUCCAGAAAAACGCAUGUAAAACAUGUUAUAAAUUGAUUUGCAUUUUAAUGAGGGAAAUAAGUAUUUGACCCCUCUGCAAAACAUGACUUAGUACUUGGUGGCAAAACCCUUGUUGGCAAUCACCGAAGUCAGACGUUUCUUGUAGUUGGCCACCAGGUUUGCACACAUCUCAGGAGGGAUUUUGUCCCACUCCUCUUUGCAGACCUUCUCCAAGUCAUUAAGGUUUCGAGGCUGACGUUUGGCAACUUGAACCUUCAGCUCCCUCCACAGAUUUUCUAUGGGAUUAAGGUCUGAGACUGGCUAGGCCACUCCAGGACCUUAAUGUGCUUCUUCUUGAGCCACUCCUUUGUUGCCUUGGCCGUGUGUUUUGGGUCAUUGUCAUGCUGGAAUACCCAUCCACGACCCAUUUUCAAUGCCCUGGCUGAGGGAAGGAGGUUCUCACCCAAGAUUUGACGGUACAUGGCCCGUCCAUCGUCCCUUUGAUGCGGUGAAGUUGUCCUGUCCCCUUAGCAGAAAAACACCCCCAAAGCAUAAUGUUUCCACCUCCAUGUUUGACGGUGGGGAUGGUGUUCUUGGGGUCAUAGGCAGCAUUCCUCCUCCUCCAAACACGGUGAGUUGAGUUGAUGCCAAAGAGCUCGAUUUUGGUCUCAUCUGACCACACUUUCACCCAAUUCUCCUCUGAAUCAUUCAGAUGUUCAUUGGCAAACUUCAGACGGGCAUGUAUAUGUGCUUUCUUGAGCAGGGGGACCUUGCGGGCGCUGCAGGAUUUCAGUCCUUCACGGCGUAGUGUGUCACCAAUUGUUUUCUUGGUGACUAUGGUCCCAGCUGCCUUGAGAUCAUUGACAAGAUCCUCCCGUGUAGUUCUGGGCUGAUUCCUCACCGUUCUCAUGAUCAUUGCAACUCCACGAGGUGAGAUCUUGCAUGGAGCCCCAGGCCGAGGGAGAUUGACAGUUCUUUUGUGUUUCUUCCAUUUGCGAAUAAUCGCACCAACUGUUGUCACCUUCUCACCAAGCUGCUUGGCGAUGGUCUUGUAGCCCAUUCCAGCCUUGUGUAGGUCUACAAUCUUGUCCCUGACAUCCUUGGAGAGCUCUUUGGUCUUGGCCAUGGUGGAGAGUUUGGAAUCUGAUUGAUUGAUUGCUUCUGUGGACAGGUAUCUUUUAUACUGGUAACAAGCUGAGAUUAGGAGCACUCCCUUUAAGAGUGUGCUCCUAAUCUCAGCUCGUUACCUGUAUAAAAGACACCUGGGGUCCAGAAAUCUUUCUGAUUGAGAGGGGGUCAAAUACUUAUUUCCCUCAUUAAAAUGCAAAUCAAUUUAUAAAAAUGUUGACAUGCGUUCUUCUGGAUUUUUUUGUUGUUAUUCUGUCUCUCAGAAUAAUGUUUUUGUUGUUAUUCUGUCUCUGAAUAAUUUAACUGAAUCUUAGCUUAUUCCACAAAGUAAUCGUAAAAUGGCCAGGACAAUAUUAUUGGCACCUUCUAGAAGUAGUUAGAAAUAAUUUGAUUUCAAGCAGGUGAUUCUCCUUUUACUUUGGAAUUGAACUCACCUGUGCUGAGUUGCAGGUGCCUGCAAUAUAAAAAUCCCUCAUUCAACCAGUUCGAAUAGAGAAAAGGAGUCAUUCUGCUGUUUUGUGUCACUGUGUGUCCCACAAUGAGCAUGGGGAAAAGAAAGAAAACCAGAGAAUUAUCUGAAGAGGUCAGACACAAGAUUGUAGCCAAGUAUGGACAAUCUCAAGGCUACAAGUCCAUCUUCAGAGACCUUGAUCUUCCUGUUUCCACCGUACGUAAUGUUAUAAAGACGUUUAAGGCCCAUGCCACUGUAGCCAACCACCCUGGACGUGGCCGCAAGAGAACUUGAUGGAGCGGAGGAUUGUUCGAAAUGGUGGAGAAAGCACCUCGAUCAACUGCCUCACAGAUUCAAGCUAACCUUCAGACACAAGGUACGACAGUUUCAACUCACACCAUCCGUCGCCAACUCAAUGAAAGGGGGAUAAAUGGUAGGAGACCCAGGAGGACCCCACUGCUGAGAGAGAGAGACAUGAGAGAGCCCGACUGCAAUUUGACAAAACACACCUGAACAUGCCAACAUCCUUCUGAGAGAAUGUCCUGUGGACAGAUGAGACCAAAUUGGUGCUUUUUGGUUAAGCACACUUAUCUCUGUUUACAGAAAACAAAAUGAAGCCUUCAAAGAAAACAACACCUUCCCCACAUUCAAACAUGGCAGCGGUUCAGUGAUGUCUGCAUGGCAUCAUGAAAUCAGGAGAAUACCAAGGCAUUUUGGUGUGCAGUGUCAGACCGAGUGUCGGAAAGCUGGGUCUCCGUUGAAGGUCAUGGGUCUUCCAGCAGGACAAUGACCCCAAACACACUUCAAAAAGCACCCAGAAAUGGUUCAAGACAAAAUCCUGGACUGUUCUGAAGUGGCCAGCAAUGAGUCCAGAUCUAAAUCCCAUUAAAAACGUGGAGAGAUCUGAAAACAGCAGUUGGGAGAAGGAACCCUUAAAAUCUGGGAGAACUGGUGCGGUUUAUACAAGAGGAGUGGGCCAAACUGCCAGUACAGAGGUGCAGGAAGCUCAUCGAUGGCUAUAGGAAGCGCUUGAUUGCAGUUAUUUUGACCAAAGGAUGUGCUACCAAAUAUUAAGUCUGGGGUGUCAAUACUUUUAUCAAUGCCAUUUCUGUUUAUUUUCUGAUUUAAAUGGAUAUAGUAAGUUCUGAAUUAAAAACAAAGGUUCUGUGAUAUUAAAAGUGAAAAAAAGAAUUGUGGAGACCAAAUACUUUGGUCAAUUUCAACGUAUUUUUAGGGAACAUUGUGAGUUACUUGAAAAAACUGCAAGGGUGGCAAUAUUUUUGGCCACGACUGUAUAUAUUAUUAUUCAAUGAACCUUACUGCUGUAUUUAAGGGCCCCGUGUAGCUCAGUUGGUAGAGCAUGGCGCUUGCAACACCAGGGUUGUGGGUUCGAUUCGCACGGGGAAAAAAUAAAUAAAUGUAUGCACUAAUUGUAAGUCGCUCUGGAUAAGAGCGUCUGCUAAAUGACUAAAAUGUAAAUGUAUUUCAUGCUAUCCAAUCUGCCCACCAUCUUGAUUGUGGAUGCGCUACCAGCUCCCUCUAGUGUUUGAGAUGCAGUAGUACAGUUUGGAGUCUGGAUCAGCUGCCAGUGUUGAAAAGUCUCAUCACUCUUCAUUGUUAUUAAAGAUGAGGGAUUAUAUCUCCAUGACUGAGUGUCGUCCAUUAUCAAUCAAUCAAUCAAUCAUCAGUCAGUCAGUCAGUCUCUUUAUGGGGGAGGGGGAGAGGGAGAGGGAUUGAGAGAGGGAUGAGAGAGAGAGAGAGAGAGAGAGAGAGAGCGAGAGAUUGAGAGAGAGCGAGGGAGGCAGAGAGACAGGGUGGGACGACCCAAUACAUAUGUUUUACUGUUGUCUCAACCCUGUCUUGUUCCAGUGACGUCGGUCACCCUGGUGGAGAUGGGCUCGUUGCCCAACGCUGCCAUCCUCCUCCUCCUCAGCCGGGUGCUCUUCCUCCUGGUCACUCUGUUCUACUACUAUCACCUGGGGAGGGGACGACCCAAGAAGAUC
Messenger RNA from Coregonus sp. 'balchen', 24919 nucleotides. NCBI's taxonomy places the organism in Eukaryota, Metazoa, Chordata, Actinopteri, Salmoniformes, Salmonidae. The record is from the annotation of a GenBank genome assembly.